AACUCAUAACUCUCAGAUAAGGCAAGAACGAGCUGAUGGACAGCAAUAUUUGCUUUUAUUUAUGAGCUAUGAUUUCUAUGCGGAAAAAAUGAAAUAAAAUAAGUGCUACUUAAGUUUAAUCAGACUGACAAACAGUACAGGGAAGCCGAAAAAGGCACUGCGCAUGCGCACUGGAAUCGCCACGCUGUUCAAACGCUGUUUUUCGCUGUUGGCGGGAACAACAACAACAAUAACAACAACAAAAUUUCUGACUUUCUGACUGAAGAGCUUGGUUGAACUCAAUCUAAGAAAAUGUCUAAGAAGAAAGGCCUAAGUCUGGAGGAGAAAAGAAGCCGUAUGAUGGAGAUAUUCUUUGAAACGAAAGACGUGUUUCAGCUAAAGGAUAUUGAAAAAAUCGCCCCAAAAGCUAAAGGAAUCACCCCCAUGUCGGUGAAAGAAGUGCUGCAGAGCCUGGUGGACGACAACAUGGUGGACUCGGAGAGAGUCGGAACCUCGAAUUAUUUCUGGGCUUUUCCGAGUAAAGCUCUUCACGCCCGCAAACGCAAACUGGAGGAUCUGGAGAAACUGCAUGAGGACGGAAAGCAGCGGCAAGCGGCUCUUCAGCAGGCCAUUAAAAAAGCCAAAGAGGGACGACAAGAUACUGAGGAAAGAGCGACUCUUCAUAAGGAGCUCAUGUCUCUGAGAGAGCAGAAAGAAACACUACGUGCUGAGCUGGAAAAAUAUAAAGAGUGUGAUCCAGAAGUGGUGGAGGAAAUGCGUAAAGAGAACGUUACAGCGAAGGAAGCCGUGUCCAGAUGGACUGAUAAUGUGUUUGCUAUCAAAUCAUGGGCCAAGAGAAAGUUCAGCUUGGAUGAUAAUCGAUUGGAUAAAGCCUUCGAGAUUCCAGAAAACUUCGACUACCUGGAUUGACCAUGCACACACAUACAGACACACCUUAUAAAUACAUGUUAUAUAUUUUUUGCUCAAAUGCUAUCCAUGUAUAUAAGUUAAUAUAAAUAAACAUAAACAAAUGUCAUGUUAUUUCCAGAGAAAAGAAGUAAGCUGUAAAUACAAAGUGUGUUCUGUUUCGUUGGUAAAUUUGUGUGUAUAUAGUAAAUUUUGUUACUGAUGUUUUGCACUGGAGCUACGAGGCUAAUGCAGAUUAUAGCUUCCCGUUUAUCACAUAACCUUUAACAUGUCAAUAUUACGUUUCAUACGUUGGUCACAGGUUAAGUUAAGCUUAGUCUUGGAUUUAGACUCAGACGUUUGGAUGGUGAAAUGAAUUCUGGGUAAAACUUUUGGAGAUGUUUUGCUUUUUUGCUGAACAAAUGUCAUCUUACAGCCUCUAAUAAUUAAUUUUGUAUUAUUUCUGUUCUAUGCUUGUACUUGUUGUGCCUGUAUUAUUUUGGUCUGUAAAAUAAAAUGUCCUUCCUCCCACUGA
Messenger RNA from Pangasianodon hypophthalmus (striped catfish), 1420 nucleotides. RefSeq names its product meiotic nuclear divisions 1 homolog (S. cerevisiae) (gene mnd1). The transcript is spliced from 8 exons. Gene Ontology annotation, biological process: reciprocal meiotic recombination. Bases 292 to 909 code for a protein of 205 amino acids. Gene Ontology annotation, cellular component: nucleus. Lineage: Eukaryota; Metazoa; Chordata; Actinopteri; Siluriformes; Pangasiidae. The record is from RefSeq and is a predicted model, not a curated record. Gene Ontology annotation, molecular function: double-stranded DNA binding.